UCGAUUUACUGUCAGACGUGAUUUGUUAUAGUAAACACCACAUUUAACGCUUACUAAUUAAAGUUAUUAGAGGAAUAUAUAAAAAUGGUAACAAUUUCUUGAUGGUCGGCAACAGUAAGGAUAAAAUCAUGUGAGAAAAACCUGUCACACUUUCCUUAAAGUGGGGACUUUUAAUCUAUUGUAAAGAGAUAAGAUAAUACAGUCAACAAAAUAUUUUUAAUUUAGAUCGUCAUUUCAACGUACGUAUUCAAACAAACUUACCGUUCCAGAAAACUCUUUAGAAUGUCAGAUUACGAUCCCAGAUUUAACUAUCCGAGUUCCUUAUCGUAUCCCCCCCCUCCCGAAGGACGCUCCCCGCCUCCUCCUUAUGCAGAGCAUCGCGGUCCACCUCCCGCUUGCCAGUAUCCUCCACCUCCUGGGGGAUAUUACCCUCCACCACCCUUUGGACAUAACCCUUCAUCGUCUGAAGGGCAAUACCCACCUCCAGCAGGAGAAUGUCCAUAUCCUACUGCUCCUCCCCACGAUACAAAGGAUGCUGUACCUGUACCAGGAUACGGGGCACUUUAUCCCGAAUUACCCAAAACUUACUACCCUCCACCACCGCAUAGUAACUCGUCAAGCUCUUCUUCAUCUCCAUCAUCUACAUCUUCUAACCAUACGAGAAGCAAUGCAAAGAAGCAGCCUCCUAAGUAUGUCCCUCCUCCGCCAGGACCAAUUUAUAGACCACCCUCUAUAGACCCGUCUUACCGAGAACCUCCACCUCCUUACACACCUAGUCCACCACGACCCCAAACAAAUCAGACUUACUAUCACAACAAUGCCGGUUCUUUUUCUCUGCAUGUAACUUGCUGUUGUUGUUGUUGUUGUCAUUUUAACAACCCCAACAAUUCGCGACCUAACUACAAUGGUUGUCGCCACCGUCGUGGGCCACAUAAUAAUAAACAGCAUAGUCCACGGAUUCAGACUGCUAGUUAUGUUUCUCCGCCAAAACAAAAACGUACUGAAAAAGUCUUUAUCAAAACCUUAAAGAACGAAGCGAGAUAUUCCACGAAUGAACCUGUUCGCAGCCAUUAUGAAAGCGUACCUCUUGAGGGAGCGGGAUAUUACUGGAUAGACUGGACAUCAGACAAAGGAGUUCCCCCCACAGCUGUUCACGGAGGGAUAGACGUAGACGGGGCAGAGAUCUUUGUAGGACGUGCUUACCAUGAGGGAGAUUGGAUCCCAGCAAAGGUGAUUCCCAGCAGACAAGUGGCCUAUGUUGCAUAUGGGGGCGGAGAACACGUCAAACAUAAAUUUCAGGUUUUAUGUGAACAACGUUUCGAUUGGGUUCCUAGUGGUGGAGGCAACAUUCCCUUCGGAGCCGUUGAGGGAGGACGAACUUCAGAUGGAGAACUUCUGUAUAUUGGACGCGUUUGGCAUGAUGGAGCACAUACCGUAGGGAAAAUUCAUCCAACUCACAGAUGUCUCUACAUUCCAUUCAAUUGCACAGAAAUGAGUUUCUCAGAGUAUGAAGUAUUGGUGUUGAGAACUCAACAAUUCAAUAUGUCAGGACCAAGCUAUUACUGGAUGGAAUGGACGGCUGACAGGCCUGUACCACCAACCGCAGUUUCUGGCGGUAAAGACGCUGACGGCUCUCCAAUUUAUGUUGGAAGAGCUCUUCAUGAAAGAGAUUGGAUUCCGGCAAAGGUUAUACCAGACAGAAAGGUCGCAUACGUCCCUUUCGCCGGGGGUGAACACGUUAAAACAAAGUUCCAAAUAUUAUGUGAACAAAAAUUCGAAUGGGUGCCUGCUGAAAACGGUCACGUACCCCCUGGCGCAGUUGAAGGUGGAAGAACUUCUAACGGAGAAAUCCUUUACAUCGGAAGGGUUUCCCACGGCAAAGCCCAAACCAUUGGAAAGAUUCAACCCAGCCACGGCUGUUUAUACAUCCCAUACGAUAGCAAAGAGCAGAGUUUCAAAAAAUACGAAGUCUUAGUACUAAUUAAGUAAAUAUUUUUUUUAUAAAUACUGUAUGUUCAAAAGUGUAUUAAUUUCUACCAAUAAAUGCGACUACCAUUUUAUUUUACAAAGGUAA
Molecule: messenger RNA, 2074 nt
Organism: Agrilus planipennis (emerald ash borer)
Lineage: Eukaryota; Metazoa; Arthropoda; Insecta; Coleoptera; Buprestidae
Exons: 11
Coding region: 283-1989 (568 amino acids)
Source: RefSeq, a predicted model, not a curated record